AUGUUCUUCAAGUACGCUGAGAUCAACUCCUUUUACAUGGAGCGGAAAUGGAUCGAAGAGAAGGUCGCCAUCUGUUAUAGCUCGACAACUACAUAUUCAGCCAUCGAUUUUCCUUGGGUAUGCUGUGUUCUUGUUGUUCUGGCUAUUGGUACUCAGGUAGCCCAUAUGGAGGACGGAAAACUAGAGCCCACUUCAGAGAUCACCGAGGAACUCAACUUGUGCUCCGAGGACUCAGUCGGGCUAAUCUUUUACCACGCGGCAUGCAAGCUUAUUCCAGAUGUUCUUUUGGUUGCCUCUCAGGAAAGUGUGCAAGUGUUUUUGCUUCUCGCCACAUACUCACUGCCUGUUUCCACAGGUGGCCUUGCAUACACAUAUUACGGUCUUGCAAUGAAGAUGGCGAUUCAAAAUGGGAUGCACCGCAAAUACCAAGGCGGUAAUUGUGACCCUAGAAUCAUCGAAAUCAGGAAUCGUUUAUUUUGGACAACAUACACUGUUGAAAAGUACGAUAUCCAAGUGGCAUCUUAG
Messenger RNA from Penicillium griseofulvum, 525 nucleotides. Its product is annotated as fungal specific transcription factor domain-containing protein. The coding region runs from base 1 to 525 and encodes 174 amino acids. Gene Ontology annotation, molecular function: zinc ion binding; DNA binding. The transcript has a single exon. The record is from RefSeq and is a predicted model, not a curated record. Gene Ontology annotation, biological process: DNA-templated transcription. Lineage: Eukaryota; Fungi; Ascomycota; Eurotiomycetes; Eurotiales; Aspergillaceae.